AUGAUCCAUGAAGUUUUACUUGCAUUGGCAGGAUGUCCUGGAGACUUGUUCGUAUAUUCAAAUGGCAAACUAGCAGUAUCUACUGAUAUCCCCUUCCUCCACGACUCGGAACGUGCUCAACUAGCACCACUAUUGCAAGUUGCUCAACUGUACAUGCAGCUUGAUGCCUACCUCAAACGACUACGCACUCCAUGGCUAAAUCAUCUAAAAUCUCGUUAUUAUUCGAAUGCUUCUCCCUCUGCUGCUGAUCACGAUCAGCAGCCACAAAUCUCAAGUGUUUGGAAGGGUGUCUACCAGCAGGCUUUAUCGGGUGCAUUGGCUUCUUAUUUGGACGAAUAUAGGAGCGUCAUUGUACAAGUGGAACGUAAAGUUCUGGACUAUUUAGAUCCGGAUACUGAUGGUGGGAGGACUCCAUUGGCUUACCUCAAUGUCACCUUUGCGCAGAAAUGUAAUACGGGACUGCCUGCUGUACGCCAAGCUAUGCUCAAGUUGCAACAUGCCUGUUUGGCAGCCCUGUAUCGUCAAAUUACAACAUGGAUGCUCUAUGGAGAACUCAAUGAUCCCUACUCUGAAUUCUUCAUCAAGAAUGAAUCUCCAAGUGAAGCCAGACGAACGGCUAUUUUUAUGGCCGACGUCGUUGUCGAGCUUCAACAAGAGCAAACACGAUGGUAUUCAGAAUUUGUAUUGGAUUCAUCAAUGAUACCACCAUUCAUGUCAACACGAGUUGCCGAAACUAUAUUAUUCGUCGGAAAAGCCAUAUCGUCUAUACGUGAAUCACCUACACCAGAAAAUCAGCAAGCAAUCUCCUCCAUAUCAACCACAUUCUUGCCAGACUUUAUCGCAUUGACUCAACAACAAACUGUUGGAUACAAGGACGCACCGUUCGAGUUGGUAGUAGAUCGAGUUAAGCGUCAUGUUUCUAAGAUUCUUUGGAAGGCACUUGUUAUUGAUCGUGAUUUGAGGAGGCAUUUGAAGGCUUUCAAGGACUUUUAUCUAUUGGGAAAAGGAGAAUUCUUCGUGUCGUUUCUUGAUGGCUGUGAUUUGAUACGUCAACGUGCAGCAGCUCGUCUUGUGCUGAUCACCGAAUAUGACAUGAACAGUCUGUUUCGACGAACUGCUCGUGAUACAACAGCAGAACAUGAUCCUGCUGUUGACAGUUUCGCAUUCAGAUUCAUCAAGUCAGAUGAACGACCACCAAAAUCACUAGUCUCACCAUUUGAGAGCGAGCUGGUGAAUCUCCCGUUACGGCUUGAAUAUGAAGUGACAUGGCCCUUAGAUCUUGUGUUGACACAACCUGACUUGGAAAAGUACAAUGUAGUGUUUACGUUCCUGAUUUAUCUGAGACGAGUGCAGAUGCGGAUACAACGUAUUUGGUCAUUGACCAAUAAUGUUUCUCGUGGCACACGUCGAGGGUCAACCACUCAUGAGCCACUAUCUCGAAUAUUCUGGACUAUACGUGGCCGUAUGAUGUUUUUCGUGGAUCAUUUGUGGUCUUAUAUUCAGAUGGAUGUUUUGGAAAGUCAAUACUCUGCUCUGAUGAACAGACUUUUUGACGACCAACAUGACUCUGAAUAUGGCCAAGAAUCUGGUCUGGAAAGUGAAGAUGAAAACACAAUAGAUCAACCACUAGGCAUUCCACCAACUCAUGCAUCACCAGAGACAUCAGUCAAUGGUGAUUUCGAAUCAUUACAGCAAGAUCAUGCUGCCUACUUGGACGCAAUAUGUAAAGGAUGCUUCUUGGAUGAUUCAGCAGCGUCGAAAAGUUUGGGGAGUGUGGUUCGAACUCUGCUUGAAUUGAUUGUGAGAUAUUGUGGUGUUGUAGAAGACUCGCUACGAUCUGGAAGGUUGCGAGAUGAUAGUAUUCCAAGGGUUGAGUCGUUACGUCAGGAGUUUGAUCGAUCAUGUCAAUUCUUGUUUGAUGCAUUAGCUGGUGCUCGGACUAGUGAUACGCAUCAGACUUCAGAUGGCGCAGCAGCGUUUGAGAAACUACUGUUGCGUCUGGAUUAUAAUCGGUGGUUUUCGGUUGGGUUUGAUAUAUCGCAGUCCACAAAGACAAGCACCGCGGCCAGAAAUACAUCUGGAGGUGGUUUGGUUGGCUUUUAG
Molecule: messenger RNA, 2103 nt
Organism: Synchytrium microbalum
Lineage: Eukaryota; Fungi; Chytridiomycota; Chytridiomycetes; Synchytriales; Synchytriaceae
Exons: 11
Coding region: 1-2103 (700 amino acids)
Biological process (GO): mitotic cell cycle; meiotic cell cycle; cytoplasmic microtubule organization
Cellular component (GO): gamma-tubulin complex; equatorial microtubule organizing center; centrosome
Molecular function (GO): gamma-tubulin binding; microtubule minus-end binding
Source: RefSeq, a predicted model, not a curated record